AUGAAGCAUGGCGUGUCGGCCUACCUCUGUGGGCACCUCCAUCAGGAGUUUAGCAGCCAGCUGUACAGGGUGCACGACGCUCCUGACAAGAAAUUCCUUGCGGAGCUGGAGGCCGGGGGCUGGAAAUUCGCGAGGCGAUUUCGUGUGGUGGCUGCCGACAAUGGGGCCCCGUCUUUUGCAGACCUGAGAUACAAGCCCACCCUCGACUCCGGGCAAGGGUUCCGCAUCGAGGCCCUGAGUGGCAGCAUAGGGAGAGACCACCAUGUUGUGGUCAUCACCAGUCCCAGCAGUGCGCAUUUCUCACCGCUGGGGUCCGGUGCGCCGGUCAGUGCGCCUGUGGAGGUCCAUGCCCUGGUCCUCCCCAUGGAUGUGCCCAGGUGGGGCAAUGAUUAUGACAAUGUGGACGUUGUUGCCCGCUGGACCUGCAGUGGGGGCGUCUUUUCCAAACACAGUAAAAAUGGACAGGGUAAGUGCCAAAAUGCCAUUGUACUCAGCUGA
This is a messenger RNA of Ostreobium quekettii, 498 nucleotides long. NCBI's taxonomy places the organism in Eukaryota, Viridiplantae, Chlorophyta, Ulvophyceae, Bryopsidales, Ostreobiaceae. The record is from the annotation of a GenBank genome assembly.